AUGGCGACACCGGGGAGCGGGUUGCCGUACGACCCCACCACCACCGCCGCCAGCGAACACCCCGAUCAGCCGCCGGCCAAGCGGGCGAAGACGCAGGCUUGCUCCCGCUGCCGUCGUCGAAAGCAAAAAUGUGACGAUCAGAGGCCGUGUGCCAACUGCGCCAGGUCCGGCGAGCAGUGCAGCGAGGCGGUGCCGUCCUUCCAUUACCAUCCCCGUCCUUCGGACCAUCUAUCCUCGACACACACGCCCCUGGCCUGGCUGGGUGACAUCGCCUCGUUGGAGGAGCGCAUAUCGCGUCUCGAGGAGAGCAACGCACGGCUCCAGGACGUUGUUGAUCGCAAAGGGCUCGCACUAGACAGCGCUCGAGCUGAGCAGACGUCGUCGUCGCACGAGGAGAAUCAUCAUCAUCGACGUCGAGUCUCCUUCGCUUCUCGCAGCGCAGAGACGUCUCUCACUAGAAGCUCACCGGCAAUCGGCUUGCUCGCGACCUUUGCCCGUUCAGACGAGGACAGCAACCUCCCACCACUCACCUUUCAAGAUGGCUCUGGCACAGCUACUACUCGCCGGCCCGUCAGCCAGCAUGGAGUAGAGGGGACGGUAGACAGGCCGACGGAAGAAGCCCUCUUCAACGUCUAUCACGACAAAGUCCACUGCUGCUACCCCUUCCUCCGCCUCGAUGACUUCCGCGAUCCCGUCAAGCGCCCCAGCGGCGUCUGGGCGUCCUACUUUGUGAACAUGAUCAUCUCCAUCGGCCUGCUCCUCGACAAGUCGCCCGCCAGCGAACCAAUCCGCCAUCACAGCCACCAGUCCUUCUACCGCACAGCCGUCACAAAGUACCUCUCCCACGUCUUCGCGCAGCCGGACCGCCUCCUGCACAUCCAGGCGUACCUCCUCCUCGCCAUGCACGCAAUCUACUCCCCGUCCACGGAGCGCAUCAUCUCCAUCGCCUCGGCGACGAUGCGCUACUGCGUCAUGGCCCAGCUGCACCGCGCCGACGCCGAGCCGCCGCCGCUCUCCGUGCAGACCAAAAUCGACACCCAGAUGCGCCGCCGGGUCUUCUGGUCCGCCUACACCCUCGACCGCGCCGUCGGCACCAUGUUCGACCUCCCGUUCUCGGUCCCGGACUACCAGAUCACUGUCAAGAUGUACGCCAACGUCGACGACGCCGACCUCGCCGCGCGCUGCGCCGCGUCCUUCCCCGCGGACCCGGACACCGGCCGGCGGCUGACCGGCGUCUCCGCCGCGCUGCACGUCGUCUACUGCCGCCAGAUCCAGUCCGAAAUCCUCAACACGACGCUGCACCGCGACUUCGACACACAAUUCGACCGCGCCUCCCACUGGCGCCUGCGCGUGCUCGAGAAGCUCGACCGCUGGCGCGCGCUGUGCCACCGCUAUGCCGACACCUCUUCGCCGCUGCGCAACUUCACCAGCUCGGAGUGGCUGCACAUGAUCUACAAUUAUAGUCUGGCGAUGCUGUACCAGCCCACAAAAGCAACGGCCGCCGGCCCCGCGGGCGACUGGACAGUCAAAUCGUGCGUGCAGGCGUGCCUCAUCUUCCGGCGGUUCCAGCGCGAGACGCCCAUCACGGAGCUGUGGCUUGGGCUGGUCGCGCAGUUCAAGUGCGGCGUCGCGCUGCUGUACUGCUUCUUCGCGACGCCGCCGCACCUGCGGACCGCGGCGUACGAGCUGCCUGAUGCGUCGGAGGCGGUGCGGGCGUGCAGCAUCGUGCUGUCCAUACUCGCCGAGCGGUGGCCGCAGUCCAAGUGCUUGAGGGAUGCAUUCGACACGCUCGCGAGGGAGGUCCCGCUGUUUGAGCCAAAGACGGAUGCGGCUGCUGCCCCGCGGAAGAUGAGGCGGGAGGCCGCGGAUGCGCUGAUGGCGGCGAUGCCGCAGCUGGAGGUGAUUGUCGUGCACCGCAACACGCUGCGCAUGAUCCGGGAGAUGGCGCAGGAGGAGUUCCCGCGUCCGCCGCCGGAUGAUGCGCAGCAGCAGAAGUCGCUGAGCGAGAUUGAUGUUCUUGCUGAGGCAACGGCUCACCUUGCCGAGGAGGACUCGCCGUCGUGGCGGACGAGUAUUACGGGUGACAUAUUCCAGCCCAUCACGCCGCACUUUUUCCAGGCGAACGUGCCCCUCGACGCGGACAGUUUUGAUUAUACCGCGCUGGGGUUUCCUGGGGAGUUUGACUUGCUGGAUGGAUGA
Colletotrichum siamense is the source of this 2199-nucleotide messenger RNA. RefSeq names its product Pyrimidine pathway regulatory protein 1 (gene PPR1). Lineage: Eukaryota; Fungi; Ascomycota; Sordariomycetes; Glomerellales; Glomerellaceae. The transcript is spliced from 3 exons. Bases 1 to 2199 code for a protein of 732 amino acids. Gene Ontology annotation, biological process: DNA-templated transcription; positive regulation of transcription by RNA polymerase II. The record is from RefSeq and is a predicted model, not a curated record. Gene Ontology annotation, molecular function: DNA-binding transcription factor activity, RNA polymerase II-specific; sequence-specific DNA binding; zinc ion binding.